Mustela erminea (ermine) is the source of this 4311-nucleotide messenger RNA. It is a transcript of the gene RTKN2, whose product is annotated as rhotekin 2. Lineage: Eukaryota; Metazoa; Chordata; Mammalia; Carnivora; Mustelidae. The coding region runs from base 127 to 1857 and encodes 576 amino acids. The transcript has 12 exons. The record is from RefSeq and is a predicted model, not a curated record. Gene Ontology annotation, biological process: positive regulation of cell population proliferation; hemopoiesis; signal transduction.
AUCACCAGAGGAACUUCAAAGAAAAAACAGAAAAACAGCAGCAACAAAAACUCGGGCUCCACCUCCAGAGAGUCUAAUUGUUUUUUGGAUUGCAGCAUUCAAGAAAAAAUAGAUUUAGAAAUUCGAAUGCGAGAAGGAAUAUGGAAACUCCUUUCUCUGAGCACUCAGAAAGACCAGAUCUUGCAUGCAGUUAAGAAUCUCAUGGUAUGCAAUGCUCGAAUAAUGGCAUACACAUCGGAGCUACAGAAAUUAGAAGAACAGAUUGCAAAUCAGACUGGAAGAUGUGAUAUGAAUUUUGAAAGUAAAGAACGAACCGCUUGUAAAGGAAAGAUUGCCAUUUCAGAUAUUCGAAUACCACUAAUGUGGAAAGACUCUGAUCACUUCAGCAAUAAGGAACGAUCACAGCAGUACGCCAUUUUCUGUUUGUUCAAAAUGGGAGCUGAAGUUUUUGAUACUGACAUGGUGAUUGUGGAUAAAACUAUCACAGAUCUAUGUUUUGAAAAUGUAACUAUAUUUAAUAAAGCAGGGCCAGACUUUCAGAUAAAAGUGGAGGUUUACAGCUGCUGUACAGAAGAAUCUUCUAUAACCAACACACCAAAAAAACUAGCUAAGAAACUGAAGACAUCUAUAAGUAAAGCUACAGGGAAGAAAAUAAAUUUGGUGCUUCAAGAAGAUCAUGAAACAUGCUCAUCUUAUAGUUCUCCUAUUUUUGCUGCAAAGUAUAAUUUGCUAGCUCAUACUACUUUGACCUUGGAAAGUGCUGAGGAUAGCUUCAAGACCCAUAAUCUGUCUAUUAAUGGAAAUGAGGAGUCUUCAUUUUGGCUUCCCUUAUAUGGCAACAUGUGCUGCCGCCUAGUCGCCCAGCCAGCUUGUAUGGCUGAGGAUGCAUUUGCAGGAUUUCUUAAUCAGCAGCAAAUGGAAGAAAACCUAAUUAGUUGGAGAAGGUUGUAUUGUGUUUUAAGAGGGGGUAAACUCUAUUGCUUUUAUUCUCCCGAAGAAAUUGAAGCUAAAGUGGAACCAGCUUUGGUAGUGUCCAUUAACAAGGAAACCAGAAUUCGGGCAAUGGAUAAGGAUACCAAGAAAAAAAUUCAUAAUUUCUCUGUCAUCAACCCUGUUGCUGGACAGGCUGUAACUCAUAUCUUUGUAGCAGACAAUAGAGAAGAUCUUCAGAAAUGGAUGGAAGCCUUCUGGCAACAUUUCUUUGAUCUUAGCCAAUGGAAGCAUUGUUGUGAAGAACUUAUGAAAAUUGAGAUUAUGUCACCACGGAAACCACCUUUGUUCUUGACAAAAGAGGCGACCUCAGUCUACCACGAUAUGAGCAUUGAUUCACCUAUAAAACUUGAAAGUUUAACUGAUACAAUACAAAAAAAACUUGAAGAGACAAAUGGACAGUUUCUUAUUGGUCAGCAUGAAGACUCCUCACCACCUCUUUGGGCCAGCCUCUUUGAUGGUAAUCAUCAAGUGGUUAUCCAGAAAAAGGUAUUAUCUCCUGCAAGUAACCAGCUACAUGAUGGGAAAGGGAAAAAAAGACGUGCUCCCCUUCCUCCUUCUGAUAAAGCUCCAUUCAGCUUAAAAACACAGAGUAACCCAGAUCAAUUGGAUAAGGACAACUGGGAAAAAACAAGUGUAUCUUGGACCUCGCCUUUGGAUACCAAAUUAUCAACCCUAAUGCAUCACUUACAGAAACCGAUGGCUGCUCCUCGAAAACUCCUUCCUGCCAGGAAAAAUAAUGUAAAUGAUGAUAGUGAACACAUAGACACUAAAACCAAUUUUGAAGCCAAGCCAGUGCCAGCUCCAAGGCAGAAAUCUAUCAAAGACAUUUUGGACCCUAGAUCAUGGUUGCAGGCACAAGUAUAGAAAACUAUGUAUAAAAGCAUUUAACAAAAUCUAUACUGUUAGGCUUGAUUCAGAAGCACUAGAGAUAUAGUAAUAUGUCAUUAUGUUGGUAAAUAUGAUAGUGACUUACAUCAAUAAUUAAUAAGCUAUGGGGUCUGAAAAAUGCUUUAUAAUGAAGAAUUGGAUUUUUCUUUUACUUCUGAUCUUUGGAAUAUAAGUGAUUUCCCUGGUAGAGUGCAAGAGGCAGUUUCAGACAAUAUCCUAAUUGUUUGAAGGGUUAAUUUAUUCCUAAAUUAGUGCCAGCAGUGAGCAAGCACUAGGCAGAAGAAGGCAUUAAAAUUUCUUUGGGGAGAGACUGUCUAGUAAUUUAAAAUGUGUUAAAUAUGAGCCAUAUUCUCAUUGUGAGAGUUUUAAUACUAAUGGAAUGUUUCAAAAAGUUUUAUUCAAACCACAAAUUAUAGAAUCCACCCAAGAAAAUUUCUUCUUAGCAUUCUGGAAUUCUCAUCUAAUGGUUCACUGACUCUCAUCUAUUGUUUAACUCACUAGUUAACUCACUGACCUUUCAAAUUCCUGGGAUAAAUUUUGGAAUAUUAAAUUCUUCAUCUUUAAAGGGAAUUCAUAAUGUGUUAUUCAAAGUUGUUUCCUUGAUGAGCCCUGAAAUCCUGUUGACAUUAACUCUCAUAAGUGAAGCAUAACAUUUAUUAGUUUAGAGAAAAGGUAAAUGAAAUGUUCUCUAUCUCCACUUUUCUGUGCAUGGUGCUAAUUUCCAUUAUGACAUUGGAAUUUGGGGAAGUGAGUAGCUGAUUAACACCUUAAAAUUCAUUUAAUACUUAUUUAAAAAGCAGAUGGCUGAUUCAAAAAUAUCAGAAAAGUUGGCCAUGAUAAUAAUUUUCAGAAUUAAUCCUUUUAAAACAUUUUAAUUAAAUUUCCUUUUUCUAGUAAGGGUUGAUGUCUGCUAUUGAUAUUAUUCAUUAAAAGUCAUAUUCUUACAACAAUGACAUCGGAAUCAUUUCCAUAGGAGGUAAUUUCCAUAGCAACUAAUCAUUGUGACCCAAACAGGAUUAUGAAAUCAAGUGAGGAAAUAAAUAGCGAGAGGAUGAAUACCUUAAAGGAACAAAAAAAUCCUUUUUUAAAAUAAUAAUGCUUCUUGUAAACAAGAGCUGAACAGUUUUAAAAAUCAAAUCAGAAUUUCCAAAUAAAACAGUUUCCAUAAGGUGUCAGCAACGGCUCAAAAAAUCUGAAAUCACACUGAACCCUAAAUGUCAUUGCAAGAAAUAAAAAUAUAAGAAUUAAAUUACUGCCCUGUGUAUAAUCUCUAGAGAUCUUUUUAAAGCUCAUGAGAACUCUAUUUGGAUCAGAACUACAUUAUUACAAAGUAAAAUGAACACUUGACAAAAAAGUAACAUUAAUUUAAAUGGAGCCUUUCAUUAUUUUUAGAUAGCAGUCUUUCUUCAUUUAUAUAGAAUGAUGUAACUGCCAGGUUACUUUUGUGUUUGCCGGGGACUCCUUGUAAGAAUUGCAACUCAGGGGAGUAAUGAUACAAAAGGUCUCUUGUGACCGUCGACACCAUGAUAGACAUAGUAUUUGAUGAGAAGGAAGCCCCAUGUGCCUGCCUUUAGAGGACUGUAGAGACAAUCACAUGCAUGAAAACCUGCAAAGGUACGAUUAAUUUGUUUUUUUCUAACAAGAAGACUCUCAUAAAUUCUGUUGUGGUUGCCAGUUCAGUAAAUGACAAUAUUAAAAUCUACAGGCUAUUAUUGUUUGAAUUUUUGUUUAUUUUUUAAACCUCAACUGCUGUUUUUGACAGCAUUUGUGACUGUCAUUGCCACUAAAUUAUUGAGCUAGAAGAUGCUGCAGGCAAAAUUGUUUCUGAAACUGGCAUCUAAGCAUUUUUUUUUUUUUUAGUCGAAGCCUUCCUUAUAACAACCAGUGUUAAAACUUCCAAAUUAUAUUCUUGUCAUUUCCUCAUGCAUAUUAUAUCAAGAAGGAUUUAAGGUGUACUGGAAAUAGAAUUUAUUCAUAGAGAAACUACCUAGCAGUUGUGCCCUCAGUGGGACACUGGAACAAAGCUGAGACCCUUCCUCCUAGAAAUAUUUAUGUGAAGCCUGACCAAGGACCACGGUUAUUCAGGCUAUUUCUGGGGGCCCACCUUCCUGCAUGCUACAGAGCCUUUGGGAGCAGGCUGAAGGCUUCAGCUUCACUUCCUUUAACGUGCUGUUCAUUAAAUGUUAGUUCACGUCCCCCGAAAGGUUUAAUACAAAGUCGGGGCUCCCUCCCUUCCUUUUUUCCUUCUUACUCCCUUCCUUCCUUCCUUCCACAGUUAAAAAAAAAUCUAAAAAUACUUAGUUAAACACUUUGUCAAGGAGUUCGUCAAAGAAGUAUUUGUUUUCUCAUUUCCUAAACCGGAAGUUUAUGACAGAUAAAAAUAUGUCAUGUAAUAAAAGACAUUUCAGCUUUUUAUGAGCUGCCUUCUCA